CCUUGUGCUCUCUCUCUCUUCUUUUCCCUUGGCUUCUCUUCUCCUCUCCUUUCUCUUCUCUGCGACUUCAACAAUGGAAAACUCGUCUCAUGUCUACUGAAUCUACGAAACUCAUAGCUGAAAUUUCUCCUGUCUAAUCGUUCUUACAGAUUGAUUUCGUUGCGAUCUCCGUGUCUUGUUUUCUUUAAGAGAUGCGCUCCAAGGACAAAAUCUCCUACUUUUAUGAUGGGGACGUGGGGAGCGUCUAUUUUGGUCCGAAUCACCCAAUGAAACCUCACAGGCUUUGUAUGACACAUCAUCUUAUCCUUGCAUAUGGCCUGCAUAGCAAGAUGGAAGUUUAUCGUCCACACAAGGCAUAUCCUAUCGAGAUGGCUCAAUUCCAUUCUCCGGACUAUGUGGAGUUCCUGCAACGAAUAAACCCCGAAAAUCAGAAUUUGUUUCCCAAUGAAAUGGCUAGAUAUAAUCUAGGAGAGGAUUGUCCUGUCUUUGAGGAUAUGUUUGAAUUUUGUCAAAUCUAUGCCGGUGGAACCAUAGAUGCUGCACGCAGAUUAAACAACAAACUCUGUGACAUUUCUAUAAAUUGGGCUGGUGGGUUGCACCAUGCCAAAAAGUGUGAUGCAUCUGGGUUUUGUUACAUCAACGAUCUCGUACUAGGAAUUCUUGAGCUGUUGAAACACCAUCCCCGUGUGCUAUACAUAGAUAUAGAUGUUCAUCAUGGUGAUGGAGUUGAAGAAGCUUUUUACUUUACUGACAGAGUGAUGACUGUUAGCUUUCAUAAGUUUGGAGAUAAGUUCUUUCCAGGGACCGGGGAUGUUAAGGAAAUAGGAGAAAGAGAAGGGAAGUAUUACGCCAUAAAUGUGCCAUUGAAGGAUGGUAUUGAUGACAGUAGUUUCAACCGUUUGUUCAGGACAAUAAUUUCCAAGGUUGUUGAGAUAUAUCAACCAGGAGCAAUUGUUCUUCAGUGUGGAGCAGAUUCACUUGCAAGGGAUCGACUAGGAUGCUUUAAUCUCUCUAUUGAUGGACAUGCUGAAUGUGUUAAAUUUGUGAAGAAAUUCAACCUUCCCUUGCUGGUUACUGGAGGUGGAGGAUACACAAAGGAGAAUGUAGCUCGGUGUUGGACCGUUGAAACUGGCAUUCUUUUGGACACAGAACUUCCUAAUGAGAUUCCUGAAAACGACUACAUUAAGUAUUUUGCGCCGGAUUUUUCAUUGAAGAUUCCUGGUGGUCACAUUGAGAAUAUGAAUACCAAAUCGUAUAUCAGUUCGAUCAAAGUACAGAUUUUGGAGAAUUUGCGGUACAUUCAACACGCUCCAAGCGUGCAAAUGCAGGAGGUUCCACCGGAUUUCUACAUACCGGAUUUUGAUGAAGAUGAACAAAAUCCAGAUGAACGUGUGGACCAGCGUUCUCGGGAUAAGCAGAUUCAAAGAGACGAUGAAUAUUUCGAUGGGGACAACGAUAAUGAUGCGUCGUAACAUGGAUUCUUUGAACACAAAAACAAAGUUGGUUUAAGUUUUGUUUAGUUAUUGAGAAUUGUAAUGAAAACAACAUUUUAACUUUCUAAUUUAAAAAAAAAGUUUGUUU
Messenger RNA from Eutrema salsugineum, 1581 nucleotides. RefSeq names its product histone deacetylase 9. The record is from RefSeq and is a predicted model, not a curated record. Gene Ontology annotation, molecular function: histone deacetylase activity. The transcript is spliced from 14 exons. NCBI's taxonomy places the organism in Eukaryota, Viridiplantae, Streptophyta, Magnoliopsida, Brassicales, Brassicaceae. The coding region runs from base 192 to 1472 and encodes 426 amino acids.